Messenger RNA from Leptosia nina, 825 nucleotides. The record is from the annotation of a GenBank genome assembly. Lineage: Eukaryota; Metazoa; Arthropoda; Insecta; Lepidoptera; Pieridae.
AUGUCCGAACCUGAAAUCGUUGACGAUUUCUACGGUGUUUACCUGUUGUAUAACAUAAAUCCUAAAUAUAAAGGACGGACUUACAUCGGGUAUACGAGAGAUCCUCUUAGAAGGAUAAUGCAGCAUAAUAGAGGAACUUGGGCUGGUGGAGCACAUCGAACAAAUAAUAAGGGACCGUGGAAAAUGGUUUUAAUUGUACAUGGAUUUCCAAAUAAUAUUUCGGCACUUAGGUUUGAAUGGGCAUGGCAAAACCCUAAUAAAACAACAAGAUUGCAACACUUAGACCUCAAGAAAAUUCCUAGAAAAGAAACUGAAAUACAAUUUAAGAUAAGAGUGCUAUCAGAGAUGCUCCGGGUCGGACCUUGGUAUCGACUGCCAUUGACAAUUCGCUGGCUAGAACAAGAUUUUUAUCAAGAAUUUCCUCCUGAAAGGAAAGCUCCACAUCACAUACCGACAUGCUAUGGCCCAAUAAAAGCCAGAAAUCUGAAAAUAUCUCAAUUGCCACCUACGUUAUACUCUCUUUGCGAUAUUUGUUCUACAUCUAUAUAUGACAAUAAAAUGACAUGUCUCAAUACCAGUUGUAGUUUAGCAGUACAUAUGACAUGUUUAGCAGAACAUUUUUUGCCACCAGGAGAGUAUGUACCCAUAGAAGGUAGAUGUCCUUUAUGUAAAGCAAAUUUGAAAUGGGGAGAUUUAGUACGGAAGUUGAAAGGCUGCCAAUACGCAGACGAGAAAGAGACAGAUGAACCUGAUACUUGUACUCAGGAUAAAGUAUUUGUUGAUAAUAAUUCCUGGUUUUUAGACUGUAAUGAUGAUAUUUUGUGA